AUGGAUUGUUCAGCUAAGGCACAGAUUAAUGGCAUGCAGGGACAUGGUGUCCCCACGUCGAAGAUCCUAGGUUAUAUGGCAGGGCAAACUGGGGGGUAUUCUCUGCUGGGUUUCACGAAAAAGGAUGCCUAUAACUACAUCGAGAAGACUAAGCGGGAGAAGAUUGUUGAUGGAGACGCUAACACCACAAUAAUUUAUUUAGAGGGAAAAGCAGUGUCGGAUCCGAUGUGCAUGGCUAGGUACAAUUUGACGGACAAAAAUAUGUUAGCGAACUUGUUUUGGGCUAAUGGUGGGAGUCGGGUUGAUUACCAACACUUUGGUGAUGUGCUUUCCUUCGAUUCGACUUACAAGAAAAACAAAUACAGGAGACCUUUGGUUAUCUUUUCUGGCUCGAACAAUCAUAAGCAAACAAGCAUAUUUGGAUUUGGUUUGGUGUUGGAUGAAAGCAUUGGGUCAUACACGUGGUUGCUUGAAAAUUUCUUGGAGGUAAUGUGCAACAAAAAGCCAUCGGUGAUUGUGACAGACGGGUGUGACUCAAUGAGGGCAGCAAUCAGGGCAGUGUUUCCGGAGGCCACACAUAGGCUGUGUGCUUGGAAUUUGGAGAAGAACGUGACUUCGAAUGUGAAGGAUGAAGGCUUAAGACAACUUUUCACUAGGUGGCUGUACUCAAAUAUGGAGAUAGAAGAGUUUGAGGCAGAGUGGGACGCAGCUGUGGUUGAAUACCGACUUCAUGAUAGUUACUGGGCUAAGGAAACCUAUGAUAAGCGGAAAAUGUGGGAAAAUGCAUACCUAAAAGACAAAUUCUGUGCCGGAAUGUUGAGUUGA
Molecule: messenger RNA, 825 nt
Organism: Arachis ipaensis
Lineage: Eukaryota; Viridiplantae; Streptophyta; Magnoliopsida; Fabales; Fabaceae
Source: RefSeq, a predicted model, not a curated record